UGACACUGGCCCAUCCUCUGUCACCCUUCUAAACCUGCGUUCCGCGCCGAGCAAACAGCUCCGUUCUCUCUCCUGUCCCCGUGAGGAUGAAAGGAAGAGACGUCCUGGCAGGAGGCUGUUUGGCACUUGGGCUGCUUGGGCCUCAGCUUGGCAAGCUUCUUGCAGCGCUUCCUGGUGGCAGCUUGCUGCGGUAGAGAGGCAAUGAAUGGCAACAGGUGGCACAGCACCGUUAGCCCCCACCCUGAACCAGAGACAGCUGGGCUACUUCUCCACCCUCAACUCGUUCAGACACCGUGAUGAUCCCGGCCUAGGUCGCUCCACUGGCAAAUGCUGAUGGCUGGGCGCUAGCCUGUCUGUUCUGCCCCAACCCCUCAAAUCUGCUCUCGCCCCGCUGCAGCGCGAUGGUCCCGGGCUCCGGCCGCCCCCUGCCCCUGCUGGCCGCGUGGGGGGCGCUGUGGGGGCUCAUCACAGCCGAGUUGCCCAUCACCGCUCGGUUCGGGGGGGACGUCACCCUGAGCUGCCUCUUCCCGUCCCAGCCUGGGAUGAACCUCCAGCGCCUGACCCUCACCUGGCAGAAGGAGCAGGUGGGGACAGAGGCCCUGGUGGUUCAUAGUUAUUAUUAUGGGAAGGACCAGCUGGCGAGACAGGACGAGGCUUAUAGGAACCGGACCUGGCUGGAUCCAGAGGGGCUGGCUCGAGGGAACGCGUCCCUGACACUGAGGGGUGUCCGCAUGCAGGAUGAGGGCAUCUAUCGCUGCCACAUCACCUCAGAGUUGGGCAUCACUUCGGACACGAGACAAGUUACAGUGACUCAAACCGGCCGCUUCCUGCCCGAGCAGACCGGGAUUGCAGGAAAUGCUGCAUGGCUGGGCGGCAGCUGGGUCCCUUUGCUGGGUCUGUGCCUGGUGCUGAUCGUACCGGUUCUCAGAUGAUAUCACUGAAACGCCCCCUGCAGACAAGUCCUGGCUGCCAGCAACACCCGGGCACUGGCCCCGCCAAAGAAUGAGCUGCACUGAGACACCCCUGUGCGCGCAGACUAUAAAUGCUACAUGUGUGCGCUGGACACGAUGGGUUCAGCCUCCUGGCGACAUCUUCCAGGGGACGGGCUCGGGGCUGCUUGUCAGGAUUCCCGGGCAAUGACGUUUUUCUUUGUACAAAGCAGCUUAAUUUAACAGUACGUUUAUUGUCCCUGGGUAAAAUUAGCCUCCAUAUUAACCACUGUGAUAUUCUUAUGAUUAAGAAUAACCUCUGUUUUAGUCACAGGUAUUUUUAGUAAAGGUCAUGGACAGGUCAUGGGCAAUAGACAAAAAGUCACGGCCCCAUGACCUGUCCAUGACUUUAAUUAAAAAUACUUGUGUGACGGGUAUUUGGAUCACA
Messenger RNA from Chrysemys picta bellii (western painted turtle), 1377 nucleotides. The record is from RefSeq and is a predicted model, not a curated record. NCBI's taxonomy places the organism in Eukaryota, Metazoa, Chordata, Testudines, Emydidae.